AUGAAAAGAAAACAAGCUUUACAGAAAAACCCUGAUAAGGCUAAAACAGUGAAAAGCUCACAAAGUGCGGAUAGCAAAUAUGAGGAAUAUGAGGAGCAAAUGAUGUUGUUAUGGGAAACAAGAAAUAAAAUAGGGAGUGAAUGCACUGAGGAAAUGCUUAGAGUGAUGCAAUCUCGAAAUAAUCGUCCAGAGCUAUCUGGAAAUGGAAACUUGGAAAGUUGUGCUGAUGGUAUCUUAUUCGGAGCAUUUAAGCCCUGUCCAAUCUGCCAUCAGUCAGAAAUCCGUUUCAGCAAAAAAUCCCGUUGCUACAAGUGCUAUAGUUUUAUGGGAGGUAAGGUAUGCGAAUAUGUAACAGAUAAAGCUGAAAGAACUGCCUGGACAAUUCCUGAAGAAUUUAAGGCAAUAUCUCCAUUUCUAGCAAGUUAUAGUUACAUUCCUCGUGAUCGAGUUUACUGCUGGGCUGACACAUAUAGUCCUCUUCCUGAUGAAUUGAGAUGGCCUACGGUGUGCAGAUCUGAUAUUUUAAAGAUAAGACCAUUAGGCAGUAUACGUAUUACAGCUAUCGGCAAGCUUAAAAACAAUAAUUACGUAUUUGAGUCUCCUGCAAAGCCAAAUGUUAUGGUCUUACUUGAUGCUAAGGGUAACAUUAAGAAGAAAAUAAGUAACUUAGGUGGCAUAUUUCGCGAUCAGAUCUCCAAAUAUAUCGAUUUAUGCAUCAGUAACUCAGAAUCACUUAGUAAAGCUGAAAAACAGAAAAUUGAUAGUCUGGCUUUGCCUGUUGUUUCGGAUAAGUUCCUUGAAUUUAUUAAUGACAUCAAUUUCGAUGAGGCUAUGAUAAAAUAUGCUAUUAGCAAUUGCACAAUCGAUAAGAUUGCAAGUAUUAAAAACAGGAGACAAGGAUACUAUUCAACAAGUAUUAUUGAUUUACGCAAAAACAGCAAAGCGGUUGUAGAUCCUUACUCUGGCUUGCAAGAUGACUAUCAUGUUAUUGAAGAUUCAAAUGGUAUUGUUUACAGCGUAGUGCUUGAAAAGACGCCUUGCGAAUUUCUUAAAUUACAGGCACUAAAGCAUAAUCAAUUGAAUCACUGUUGCUUUGUUCGGAUUAAAGAUUAUGUGGCUGGCAUUGGAGAAAUAAGAAUUGAAAUUGAAGAUGGCCUUACCGAAAUAGAAGCCAAGAUGGCUUUAGAUGCUAAGUACUUUCAGAAAACAGGUUAUUCAUUUAUAAAUGGGAUACAAAGUAAGCGCAAGGCGCAAAAGCUUUAUUAUCCUAUUGGUACUGCGUACAUUCCAGAUGAGGAUAAAGAAGCGAUUAAAUUAGAUAGUAUAAUAUCCGAGGCGCAAACUAGUAAACUAUCAUAUGAGAUUCAGAAGUUACUGAAAUUAAUUUUUAACGUUAAGUCCAUUGCAGCAAUAGCCAUGGAAUAUCAGAUUGAUGUAGCGAAAUUACCGUUAAAAAAUCUCACGGCUGAUAGGAUUACAAAGGCAAUGCAAAUUCUUCAUCAGCUCGAUGCGCUUUCAAAUAAGAGAGGUUUGAAAGAUCGAGAAAGACUAGACAAGGUCACGAAAUUGAAGCAGAAGUUUAGUAGUAUUCUUCCGAAGGAAUUAUCAAUUGACGGUCAUCGCUGGUUUGAUGAUGUAUUUCGCGUAAAUCUUGUAGAAAAAGAAAGUGAAGAAUUCAAUAUGAUUUGUGAAUAUGGUAGCAAAACUUGUGAAUCACCUAGAGAAGAGUAUUAUAAAUUAAAGAUAGAAGAGAUAUAUAAGAUCAAGAAUCAUAAAAGUCACAAAACAUACGAAAAAUUUUGCGGGUUGGGUAAUCGAAUGCUUUUAUGGAAUGGAAAUCGCUUAAUUAAUUAUGGUCGAAUAUUCAAGCAAGGAAUACAACCUAUGGCAACAUUCGGCUACCUAGGCAGGAAAAGUUGUGAUUAUGGAAAAGGAGUUUAUUUUUCAGAUAUGAUGUGGAAAGCCGCUCUAGAUUGUGAAGCUACUUUUACGAAUUCUACCGGAUUACUAUUACUAUGUGAAGUCGCACUCGGUAGAACCUCAGAAAAUCCGUCUGACGUUAGUAAACCACGCUCAACUGCUGAUAGCGUCAAAUCUACAAGUCCGAUAGGACCAGAUCCGUCUGGAAAUAUAACGCUUGAAAAUGACGUAAUUGUACCGAUAGGAGAUAUUAACAAAGCUGAAUACUUUGGGGAAACAAAUCAGUAUCCUGACACACUUUAA
This is a messenger RNA of Trichoplax adhaerens, 2223 nucleotides long. RefSeq lists its product as uncharacterized. NCBI's taxonomy places the organism in Eukaryota, Metazoa, Placozoa, Uniplacotomia, Trichoplacea, Trichoplacidae. The transcript has 24 exons. The record is from RefSeq and is a predicted model, not a curated record. The coding region runs from base 1 to 2223 and encodes 740 amino acids. Gene Ontology annotation, molecular function: NAD+ poly-ADP-ribosyltransferase activity; zinc ion binding.